Molecule: messenger RNA, 5568 nt
Organism: Scomber japonicus (chub mackerel)
Lineage: Eukaryota; Metazoa; Chordata; Actinopteri; Scombriformes; Scombridae
Product: interferon-induced very large GTPase 1-like
Exons: 10
Coding region: 1-5568 (1855 amino acids)
Biological process (GO): protein phosphorylation
Molecular function (GO): GTP binding; ATP binding; protein kinase activity
Source: RefSeq, a predicted model, not a curated record
AUGGACAAGUAUGAACAGGUGAAGAAAAUUGGGAGAGGUGGAUUUGGAACAGCCAACCUCGUCAAAUCUAAAGAGGAUGGACACCAAUAUGUCAUCAAGGAGAUACAUGAUGAAAUAUCUGAAAUGUCGACUGAAGAGAGAGAGAAAGCUCAACAAGAAGUUGAAGUCCUUUCCAAGAUGAGUCAUCCCAACAUUGUCCAGUAUAAGGAGUCUUUUGAAGAGGGCGACUGUCUGUGUAUAGUGAUGGACUACUGUGAAGGUGGAGACCUCUCCAAGAAGAUCAACUCUCAGGAAGGAGAACUUUUCUCAGAAGAGCAAAUCCUGGACUGGUUUGUGCAGAUUUGUCUGGCACUAAAACACAUCCAUGAUAGAAAAAUCCUCCACAGAGACAUCAAACCAGAGAACAUAUUUUUGACUAAAGAUGGGACUAUACAGCUUGGGGACUUUGGAAUUGCAAGAGUGCUGAACAGCACUGGAGAUCUGGCAACAACAUGCAUAGGAACAAAAUGUUACUUUUCACCAGAGAUCUGUGAGAAGAAACCAUACAACAACAAAAGUGAUAUUUGGGCCCUUGGCUGUGUCCUGAAUGAAAUGUGCACUCUUAAGCCUGCAUUUGAGGUUGAACCUUGGGAGCAGCCAUAUCAGAAGAUCCUUCGUGGCUCGUACUCUCCUGUGUCUGAUCACUACUCCCAAGAACUGUGUUCCCUCUUGGCACAGCUGUUGAAACGUGACCCUGAAGAGAGACCCUCAGUCAGCAGCAUACUGAAGGAACCUUUUCUCUGCUGCAGGAUACAGAAGUUCCUCACACCGAAGAUCAUUGCUGAGGAAUUUGGCCAUGCUUUUCUUCACAGGGCAGCCCUUUUCAACUUUCUCUCCAAACUUGGACUGGAGAAAUUUUAUCCCAACAAGCUCACUCUUCGCUCUCUUUUGGAAAUCAACAAAAACAGUAUUUAUGAUGAAACUGUUGAAUCACUUGAGAAAAUACCAUGGUGCUUUCUCAGGAAACUCUUUCAAAUCAGCGCAGAAUGCAGAAACUUUACACAAGUAUCAAACAAUGAUGAGGAGAACAGUGAUCUGUUUGACUUUGACCUGCUCACUGCAGAUGACUCUGAUGACAACAAGGUUAACCCUCUCGACCUCAUAGUUGCACUCUUUCUUUGUGCUGACAGCUUCUUGCAACAGGAAAUUACCCUCAAGAUGUCAAUGUGUCAGUUUUCUGUCCCACUGCUGUUGCCUCAUGGCAAUAACAGUCAGUCUACUCUGAUGCUGUGGGCUCUGAGAGACAUCGUCAAAGAGUGGCGUCCAAAGGAUUUGUCUGAAUCAAGAGGAUUUGUUGAAGAUAGCAUUGUCCAAGCAAAUAUACCAUUCUUUACCUUUGUCAGGCUGAAAAACUGUAGUCUCUCCAAGUCACAGGUGUUGAAUCAUGUUCUCAGUCGUGGCCAACAGAAUCACAACAUGUUCAUACACAGAGAUAUGAAAGGAGGAAGACUUAAAAGAGAAAUAGCCAAUGGUUUGGUCGAGGUUUGCUGGUGCCUUCCCUGUGGCAGAGAAAAUCUUGACAUAUUUCCAGGACCAGUUGCCUUUGCCAAUCUGAGAGGAGACAUUUAUGAGUCACUGGCAGAAUUCAAAUUGCUUUUUCAAGUGUCAACUGCUACCUUUGUGUUUCUGGACAAAGUUGAAGAAAAUGAGCUCAAGAUUCUGACUUCUCUUCAAGAUGUGAAAUCCAAAAUCUUCUUGGUUGUUAAUUUCAAGGACAAUUCUACAGAGGACAUGAUGUCUGUCAAGAAAAUACUUAAAGAAUUAAAGCUUUCAAAGAGCAGUGUGGAAAUUAAAAACUCAAUCACAAAUGUUGCAGAGUUUUCAGAGAAACUUUGUGUAGCCAUCAAGACUUCACUGCCAGAUGUAACACACACACUGAACAUUGUCAGUAUGGUUGGAAAAGCUGUUGAGCUUGGUCUAUCUGUCGAUGAAACCACAAGUGAGGAACAAAAGAAAACAGUUGAAGAGAUCAUGGUCGACAUUGAGGGGCAGAGUAUACCAGACUACAAAAAGCGACAUCUUCCUUUGCAGGGAGAUAACUGGAAAAGAUUGUCACAGUUAGAGAAGGAGGAAUGUAGAUUGAAAACUGGCGACUCAGGCCUUGAAGAGUAUAAAUGCCAGCUACAGGAAGAAAAAAAUAAAAUGAGUGAGGAGCAACGAAAACAAAAACUGUCUAAAGGAAUGCAGAGUUUCAUUAAAACCGUAUCCACAAGUGACAAAGAGAAAAGAGAUUUUUUUCUUAAGUGGAUGAAACUCAAACUUAAUGCACAUUCACAGAGCAAACUGACUGGUCUGCGCAACAAGUUCAAAGAGCAGUGUGAGAAAAAAGACAUCAAACUCAUUGAAAAGUUAGAUAAAGAUUUGAUGGAAAGCUCUUUAGGAGUAGAGCAUUACAUGAGAGAGAUGGGACUCAUCUAUGAGUUCUCAGUUAAUGGCUCAAGAAACACUGCUGAUGAAAUAUCUCGUCUCCCUGGUUUGGCUGCUGAAAUGCUGUUGGAUGGAUUUCCUUUAGAGAUCUUGGAUGGAGAUGCUUCCAAUAUCCCAGAGAGAUGGGUGACAGAUGUGCUGAUGGAGCUUCACAAGAAGGUUGGAGAACAGAGCAGACUGUUAGUACUGACUGUGCUGGGUGUUCAAAGUACAGGGAAGUCAACACUCCUCAACACCAUGUUUGGUGUGCAGUUUCCUGUCAGCAGCGGCAGAUGCACAAGAGGAGCUUAUAUGCUCUUCCUCAAAGUUGGAGAAGAUAUGAAACAUGAGUUGAACUAUGAUUUUAUAGUUCUCAUCGACACAGAGGGUCUAAAGUCUCCACAUUUGGCCCAACUUGAAGACAGUUGUGAGCAUGACAACCAGAUGGCAACCUUUGUGAUUGGUUUAAGUGAUGUCACCAUUAUUAACAUUGCAAUGGAGAACUCAACUGAAAUGAAAGAUGUUCUGCAAAUUGCAGUUCAUGCCUUCUUAAGAAUGAAGGAAAUUGGGAGAAAGCCAAUUUGUCAUUUUGUGCAUCAAAAUGUUUCUGGAGUUUCAGCUCAUGAAAAGACAAUAACAGACAGAAAGCAUCUUCUGGAUCAGCUCAAUCAAAUGACACAAAUUGCUGCUGAUAUGGAAAAGAAGCCUUCCAUUAAAGCAUUUACAGAUGUGCUGGACUAUGACAUGGACAAAAACAACUGGAACAUCCCAGGACUCUGGCAUGGAACCCCUCCGAUGGCACCAGUGAACACAGGUUACAGUAAAGCUGUAGCAGAUUUAAAGAGAAACCUUUUGGUGAAAACAAACAGAAGCAAUGAAGUCUCACAGAUCCCAGAGUUUCUAGAAUGGAUGAAAAGUCUCUGGAAAGCUGUGAAAUAUGAGAACUUCAUAUUUAGUUUCAGAAACACUCUUGUGGCUCAGGCCUACGACAAGCUUUGUAAAGAGUUCAGUCAAUGGGAAUGGCAGCUCAGAAAAGAAAUCCUCUCCUGGCAACAAGAAGCAGAGUUGGAAAUCUUGAAUUCUGACAAUGAAUCUCAUUUUCAAACUUGGCGCACACUGGUUGAUUCAAAAAAAUUAGAGUUCUCUGAAAAAAUAGCAUCUGAACAAAAAAAAAUGAGAGAGAAACUUAAAAACUACUACAAGAUGAAAGACCAGCACAUCAAUCUGAUAGAAAAAUACAAAACUGACUUUUUCAACAACAUCAGUCAUCUUGCUGAGGAAAUCAAAUAUUCAGCAAACAGUAAAUUGGACUGUGUUCUUGAGCUAAAAAUUAACUCAAAAAAGGCUCAAGACAUUCAGAGCGAAUACAGAGGCAGGAUUGAAGAAGAAGUCAUGAAGCUCCUGAGUGCUUGUAAAGGCUCCACACUGACUGAUGAACAGCUGACAGACGAGUUUGAAAAGAUGUGGACUGAAGCAACUAAAAAUGUGUCUGGCCUGAAAGAACAAGAUAUCGCAGUAAGCAUUCUCAACCAGUUGAGAAAACAUUUCUCAAACUGGACUGUAAAUGAGGAAUUCCAAAAGAUUAAAGAUCUCAAGGAAAUUGGGAAGGAUAAAUUUAAAACCAAACAUAGUCAUAUAGACUCCUAUGUGGAGAAGUUAAAACGUUUGAUAUGUGCAGAAUUGCAAGCCUUUGCUGACAGUGUCAUUGAGUCUUGCACACGGUUUGUGCUUGAUAAAGCAAAGUCAAACACAGAUUACCAAGACUCUUUUACAAGAGAUCUUCUUGAAAAAAUUAAUGAAUCACUCGAUCAAAGCUACAAGAAUCACAAAACAAAUGCAAAGUUUGAGUUUGACCUGCAACUUCACAUUUGUGGCAUUGCCUCAAGGGAAUUCCUCAAAAUGCACCAAAAAUUCUUGUCAGAUAAAGAUCCUCGGACUCAGCUGGAGAAAAAGAAGUCUCAAUACCUGAUAGAUUUUCUUGACUUGUACAAAGAUAAAGAUGAUUGUCAGCGCAAAGCAGAUACUUUUGUCCAGUCUUGCAUCAAACCUGCUGUGGAAGAGUUCAUCAAUAGAUCUUUGGGAAUACACAUUGUGGAUACAAUUAAAGGUUCUCAUUCAGAAGUGUACAGCUCCCGCUCCUCUUUCCAGUACAACAUUCAGGAAGAGUUACUGCAAAAGGAUGACUUCAAGAGUUUUGUCAAGUACAUUAAUAAGUAUGAAAUAUAUGUUAAGGAUUGGAUACUUCAGCAAAUUGAGAAACAAAUGUCAAAGGACAAAACUUUGUGCAACCUGAAGAACAAUAACUUUCAAGUCAUACUUGACAAAAUCACAGCAGCAUUAGAGCAGGCCACAAAAAGACCAGAUGGUGUUCAACUGCCAGACAACAAUGAAAGCAUCACAGAGCUCAUCAGCAACAUGCGGAAAUAUUUGAUUGAAGACAUCUCAAUCUCAGAGGAGGAUGAAAAAACCGCCUUGUUUCAAAUCAGAAGCACAUGUCAUCCAUUUAUCAAUAGCCUCAAAAUAUCAAUAGAAGACUUGAAAGAACAGCUUCAGGAGGAAUUCUCAAAGUCUGAAGACAUCACUGAGACUCUGAACAAACUUCCAAUCAAACCACAGGAUGAGCUUUUCAAGCAAGUGUUUGGUUGUGGAAAGCAAUGUCCAUUUUGUAAAGUUCCCUGUGAGGCUGGAGGCAAAGGACACGAUAAGCAUCAUGCAGCUGUUCAUCGACCAAAAGGUCUUGGUAGAUAUAGGAAUGUAGAGACUGAGAAGCUGAUUGAAACACUGUGUACAACUGAUGUGAAUGGUACACGUAAAUUUAAAACCAUGGAAACAAAAUGGGAGCCUCAUCCUUACAAAAAGUAUUACACGUACUAUCCAGACUGGCUCAUUCCUCCAGAUCCCAGUAUAGAGGCAUCUGACUACUGGAAGUAUGUACUGGUACGAUACAAUGACAGAUUUGCUCAAGAAUAUGAGGCCAAACCAGCUAAUGUUCCAUGGGCCUGGAGGAGAAUCACAAAGCAACAAGCACUGAAGGGGUUAAAAGAUGCCUACACAUACAAACGUACAAAUGUUUUUGAACCACGUGGGUCGAUUUUGAAAGGAUUCAAGUCGUUGAGAAGAUGA